Molecule: messenger RNA, 3235 nt
Organism: Moneuplotes crassus
Lineage: Eukaryota; Ciliophora; Spirotrichea; Euplotida; Euplotidae
Source: the annotation of a GenBank genome assembly
AUGGAAGAAAAAGAAAAGACGAAGUUUGAAUAUUCUCCAGAUCCCUCUUCUCCAAUGAAAGAGGACCUUCUUAACCUCCCCGAAACCUCUCAGAAUACUGAUCUGUUCCAAAAAUCUGAUAAUCUAUUUGAUUCUAAUUCAGAAUCAGAAGAGGACACUGAAAGGCAAACAAGAGUCAGUGGUAAUAGCAAAACUCUACUCCAUGUCAUGCAAGAGGAUACUCCCCAAAAGGAUCUGUUCUGUGAAGCAAGAAAAUGAAAUCUUGAUGACUCAGAAUCACGAGAAGCUCACCAAAACACCAUUGGAUGUAUUGUGAACAAUCUCGAAGAAAUAGAUUACCAAAAUAACGAGAAUACUUUCGAAUACAAUAGACGCCAAUCUUCACAUGAAUGGGAAGAUGGGAAAACAGAAGGUGAGGACGAGGAAAAGUCCAUUGAAAUGAUAUUCUCUGAAUCUUGUAAAGAAGUCACAGUUACAAGAGACACUUGAAUUCCCCUCAAAAAGUCAGCCUCUAAUUCACUUAACCUUCAUAAUAAUGACCCAGAUACAUUAGGAGAGGAAAAUCCUAGUGAAAUAGAUGAAGUUUCUGCUAAACUUAUGGCGAGGAUAAAAGAAAUGAAACAAAAGAAAAAGGACGAGUCUUCGAAAGAAUUCAGUAACAUUAAAACAGAGGAUUUCGGUUUCAGUAUGAAUUCACCAAUCGAAAUUUCCCCUAUGCAGACCCAAAAUAUAAAACUGGAGACAGUGAAUGAACAGGAUGAAAUCUUCCACCAAAGCAUGAAGAAUCAUGAGAGGAAAAACUCAUCUUCUAGCGAUAGCAACUCUAUCACCUAUAGAGAAAGAAUGUUAGUAACCCAAUUUCUUCAAGCCCAAAAGAAGAAGGAACUAGGACUUUUAAAUUCCUUCAAAGCCAAAAUCUCUAACCUUAAAGAGAUGCUAAAGAAAGAAAUUGCGAUAAAAUUCGUGCUUCUUGAGAAAAGUAAAAAGCUACAUGCUGAGAACACUAAAUUAAGGGAUCUCUUUGGCACAAAUAUUCUUAACAAAAAUAAAAACUUCAAGGAGGUCUCCUGCCAAGUCAGCAUCGACUCUAGCUGUAUGGCAAAUGAGCUCACUAAGAAAGGCUCCAUUGGAAAGUUCUAUAAAGAAAAAUACAACAAUCAGUCUAAGAGUAAAGGCAGCCAAGAAAUAACAGUUGAACUUCGUCCAGAUUCUGAAAAGAGCAAUCGUACAGCAAAAAACCAAAAUGAAACAGUAAGAGAUUUGAAGAAGUCAAACCAAGGCAUUCCAGAAUCUAGGAAUCAUACGAGUAUGAGUAACACUUCUGAGAAACAGAAGAAAAAGAUCAAGCCCCAAUCCACUAAUCCAAGAGUGAGAAGGCGUAGCCGCGUGGACAGAACUAAGGGAAAACAGAAAAAGUCUGCACUGAAGGAUCUUGGUCCUGGAACAACUAUUAUCGUAAUCCAAAAGAACGAAGAAAGUCAAGAAACUUUUCAACGUGAGAUAGGAGAUUUCAACACUCUUGAAGAAGAAAUUCAGAAGAUCAGAAAUGAUGCUAAGCCUAUUGGGGCAAAAGGAACCAAAUAUAAGUCUGAAAAUAGAGUGAAGCAGAAAUUGGGAAAUAAAAACCAAUCCUUCAUCUACACUCAAAAGAAGGGUAAACCUCCUCUGGUGAGUCCUAAUUCCAAAGAUGUAAGGAAAAAUUCUCAAAUUCCUCGUCUCGGAGAGACCAAAACCUCUAUAAAAUCAAAGAGGAAUAGCCUAGCUGUGUCAUCACCUACCAUGAAGAGCCAAAAGUCAUCAAGUCGGACCAACAGCAAAGACUCUAAGCUAGCAAAGCCUUCAUCUAAAACGUCAACUGAUACGGUGAAACAUCAACAACGCAAAGAUUCUACUACUCAACAUGAGAAGAACACUCAAGGAAUUGAUGACCUCAUUGAACAAAAGAAGCAAGCUCUAGGAAUAAAGCCACUCGAUUCAACUAUGAAGAACUACAAACAAGUUCUCAACGAGAACAAAAAGCUCCAGAAGCUAGUGGAAGAACAGAAGCAAAAAUUAAGAAAAAUGAGACAAGAGAGAGUCCAACAAAUCCAAGAGAUGAAGAAGGAGAAGGAAGAGAAAAAGAAACUCGAGCAAUAUAUUAAGCAUGAUACUCCUGUCAAAGGACGUAAGAACAGGUCUGGGUACAGGAAGGGGUCAAGAGAAUGUUCAAACACCUCUAAUGACAGCAAGAUGUUGGUUACAUCACCUAACUAUCGAUAUAAGUCUGAGUACACCAAAGCUAAAGCUCCUAUAACUGAUGAUUUCAAGCUAUAUGGCCUUGAGAGUACCGAAAAGGCUAAAGGAAGAGGUUAUAAAAACAAAGCAGCUGUUCAACAACCUAAAAUUGGCGGAAGGGAGCAUUCUGAGAUAAUAAGUACAGAAAUUCUGAAGAAAUCGACUCAACAGUUGCUUCAAACUUCAUUUAACAACCCUGAGAAGAUAGAUAAAAUUCAUAAAAUGGAGAAAUAUGAUGACGAUUAUGAAAAGUCAGUGACAAACUACUGCUCUGUUCCGCUUAAAAAGUCAAUGUCAUACUCAGAAUCCCAAAUAAUUGUUGAGAAGCCGGAGAGGGAAGGAAGUAAGGGCCUCAAGAAGUCCUUUAAAUAACGAAUCAAUUUUGUUUUCUCCUCAAAAAUCCGCUGGAGAUAAUAAACUUCAAAGGAGAGAAGCUGAGAUUAGUAGGAGAGGUGGAAAAGAUCCUUCAGGUAAUAUGAAAUCGAACACAUUGCUUAACAAGAGCAUGGGCUUCACCAAAAAAAUGAAUAACAUAAAAUCACCCACAAAGUUGAGUAAAAGUAACAAGUAUUCUAGUAGAAAAGGAUCUGAUGUUAUCCAUGAAGAGAAUAAACAUGCGAUGACGAGGCAACAAAGGAAGGAAAAUACUGGCUCUCUCAAGUUCCACACGGCAAAAAGCCAGAGCAAACAAUCAAGAACUAGUAUGAGCACAAAGAAGAUCUACCGAAUGGGAAAUAAAUCCAGAACUUCUGACCGAAGCUUCAGAGAAGAUGAUGACACUAGUCAAGAGAAAUCCAUAUCUACUACUAAAAUGGACUCUACAAAGCUCAUUGAAAUCCCUGAAAAAUCUAAAUGAGAGGAAAAUUCUCUCAACACGACUGAAAAAGAAGAUGAGCUCUUAAAAAAGUCUUGUAAACACUCUGGCAAGCUAGACCCCAAGAAACCUAAGCCAUGGAUUUAG